Molecule: messenger RNA, 903 nt
Organism: Paramecium octaurelia
Lineage: Eukaryota; Ciliophora; Oligohymenophorea; Peniculida; Parameciidae
Source: the annotation of a GenBank genome assembly
AUGUUUUAAGCAGAAGAAAAAACCUUAUCAGAGCAAGUAUGUUUUAAAUAUUAAUUAGCAAUUAAUUCUACAUCUAAUCCAUUAAAAUGAUUAUGAUACUCUCAAAGAAUUGGGCAUAAAUAAAGGUAUUUGUCAUUGAGUUUCAAAUAGCAAAUAUCAAUUUCUUGGAGUCCUUUAAUGAGAUUGAAGUAGAUUAGAAAAUAUCACCUUUGAUUUGUGCAUGUUACUUGGGAAGACUUGAGAUAGUGAAACUGUUGCUUUCUAAUACAUAAGUUGAUGUUGAUUUAGCAAGUAUGGAUUCAGGAUAAACUCCAUUAUCAAUUGCAGCCAUGACAGGAAAUUAUGAAAUUCUAAAAAUCCUCCUUGACGCUGGAGCUGAAGUUAACAAGCCCAAUACCUUUAAUUAGACUGCGUUUAUAAUGUGUUUUGCACGAUUAGAAGAAGUACUUUAACAUACAAUUAUAUAUUUCAAAAGGAAAAAAAUGUAUUUGAAAAUCGAAAAAUUUGUUUCAAAAUGGCUGAAUUGUUACUUCAUUACGGAGCUGACAUCAAUUGGAUUGUCGACAAAACUCACGGGUUCAAUCUCCUGAUGUAAUUGUGUUCAAUAAGGAUGGAACUGAAUUAGAAAGAAGCCGACAUCAACUAUUAGAUAAUUAAAUUCCUAAUUGAAAAUGGAGUACCUUUAUAUAGCUUAUAAAUUAGGCCUAAAAGGAUUUGUAAUCCUUAAAAGGAAAAAAAGCAUCAGACCUACUAAAAAAGCAUUCAAAUAGAGAUAAAUUGAUGGAAUUGCUUUAAUGCACAUAAUAGUUAUACUUUUAUGGAAAGCAGAAAAACAGUAGCAGACAUUCCAAUUAGCAAUAACAACUUCUUAUCAGGAAUGUUCCAAGACAAUAAAAAGUCUGA